Trametes versicolor FP-101664 SS1 is the source of this 3838-nucleotide messenger RNA. RefSeq names its product beta and beta-prime subunits of DNA dependent RNA-polymerase. Gene Ontology annotation, molecular function: DNA-directed RNA polymerase activity; ribonucleoside binding; DNA binding. Gene Ontology annotation, cellular component: nucleus; RNA polymerase I complex. Lineage: Eukaryota; Fungi; Basidiomycota; Agaricomycetes; Polyporales; Polyporaceae. The coding region runs from base 1 to 3696 and encodes 1231 amino acids. The record is from RefSeq and is a predicted model, not a curated record. The transcript has 12 exons. Gene Ontology annotation, biological process: DNA-templated transcription.
AUGCCGGACGGGUCCCCGCGCUUGAGGCCGCGAGACAAGUGCACAUUUGACACGCUUGCGCGCGAGAAGAAAUUCAAGAGUCCGCCGGAGAAAGAGUCCGUAAUACCUAUCCUCAAUGAGUUCGUGACCCCGCACAUAGAAUCCUUCAAUGCGCUCUUCGACGACUCUGGUCUGCCCUCGGGAGAUGGAGACGGACGCGGGCUCUUGCAUCUGGGCCUAGAAGACAUUGGGAAGCGCGUCGUAUUUGACGGGCGAGGAGACAUUGGUACGGAGAGUGGUCAGCGGGGAUGGGGAAACCGACUGUCAAUGUGGUACGAGCAGGUCACCGUCUCCAAACCUAUGGUCUCGGAGCGCGACACACAGGCUAAGGAAAGGAGAGUAUAUCCGUCCGAGGCCCGCGAACGCUUGACCUCGUACCGUGGACGUAUGAUGGUGAAAAUAUGUUGGCAAGUCAACGAUGGACCUGUGGAGGUUGAAAUGAGGGAUUGCGGUCUGCUCCCUAUCAUGGUUCGGUCAACGCGGUGUAACCUUCGCGGCAUGUCCUCGGGCGAACUCGUUAGACAUCACGAAGAGCCAGAAGAAUUCGGUGGUUACUUUGUCAUCAACGGAAACGAACGUCUCAUCCGGUAUCUCAUUCUCCCCCGACGACAUCAUGUCAUUUCUCUGGUCCGGCCAUCCUUCGUCAACCGCGGACCCUCGUACACACCAUAUGCGGUGCAAAUACGCUGUGUGCGCCCCGACCAGACAAGCGCGACGAACACACUCCACUACUUGUCGAACGGUAGCGCGAUGCUCCGUUUCAGCUGGCGGAAACAGGAAUAUGUUAUUCCCAUCAUGCUCAUCCUGAAGGCUCUCGUAUCCGCUUCCGACAAAGAGGUCUUCGAGGGUGUCAUGAUGCAGGACUACGGAGACACAUUCUUGUCUGAUCGCGUCGAGUUGCUCUUGCGAAGCUUCAAGAUGUAUCAUCUCUACACCGGCGACCAAUGUCUGCAAUACCUUGGCGACAAAUUCCGGAUAGUGGUCAACAUGCCGGAGGACUGGACUAACCAGGCGAUUGGUGUAUGGCUGAUCAACAAGGUCGUCCUCGUCCAUCUACAGAACGCCCGGGACAAGUUCCGCAUGCUCCUAUUCAUGUUGCGGAAACUCUACGCUCUGGUAUCGAAGUCGUGCAGCGUUGACAACCCUGAUUCGCCCCAGCAUCAAGAAGUUCUGCUCCCUGGUGCCCUGUACGGCAUGAUCAUCAAGGAGCGUUUGGAAGAAGCAUUGAACGGUUUCCGCGAAGGAAUCGCCCUAGAUGUCCGGAACAGCAAUCCUGCGGUAGAUUUUUACGACAAGCGUUACAUCAAGAAGGUGCUACAGCGGACAAGCUAUGACAUUGGUGCCAAGAUGUCAAACUUCCUCGCGACUGGAAACCUGGUCACACCUACUGGACUCGAUCUCCAGCAGGCGUCCGGUUUCACCAUCGUCGCUGAGAAGUUAAACUGGAUGCGAUACAUCAGUCAUUUCCGGUCAAUUCAUCGAGGUGCAUUCUUCGCUGAACUGAAGACCACCACCGUUCGUAAAUUGCUUCCCGAAGCCUGGGGUUUCCUCUGCCCCGCACACACUCCUGAUGGAUCGCCCUGUGGACUGCUCAACCAUCUAUCCCGAACCUGCCGCAUUGUCACCACACCUCUCGCCGUAUCUCACAUCCCCGCCCUCCUCGCCGCCCAUGGCAUGACACAAGCGUUCGCGCCGUCGGUUGAUGGCCGACGUAACCUCUGCGUACAACUCGACGGCCGACUGAUCGGUUGGGCUCCUGCUGCAGUAUGCCAACAGCUCGCCACGAGCCUACGGAUAUGGAAGACCGAGGGCAAGCACAGUGUCCCGCUCGACCUCGAGAUCGGAUACGUCCCGGUCUCCAAGGCUGGGCAGUACCCUGGUUUGUAUCUCUUUGCAUCGCGUUCGCGCAUGAUGCGGCCAGUCAAGUACGUGCCAAAUGGGAAAGACGACCAGGUUGGGUCCUUUGAGCAGGUCUACAUGGAUAUUGCCUGUACACCCGCGGAGAUUGAGGAUGGUGUCUCAAGCCAUGUAGAGCACUCGCCCACGAACUUCCUAUCCAUCUUGGCCAACCUCACCCCUUUCUCGGACUUCAACCAGAGUCCUCGUAAUAUUUACCAGUGUCAGAUGGGUAAACAAACUAUGGGAACACCGGCGACCGCUUUGCAACAUCGAACAGACAACAAGUUGUACCGCCUACAAACCGGUCAGACGCCUAUCGUGCGGCCUAUGCUGCACAACACAUACGGCAUGGACUCCUUCCCUAACGGUACGAACGCGAUUGUCGCCGUCAUCUCUUACACCGGUUACGACAUGGAGGAUGCCAUGAUCUUGAACAAGUCCGCGCACGAACGAGGGUUCGGGUACGGUACCGUGUACAAGUCGUAUACUGUCGACCUGCAAGAGCUCACCGGCUCCCGCCGCAUCGCGACCACGCCCACCCUACACUUCGGCUUCGGGCCUGAAAUCCGCACGGAUGGCGAGAAGGCGCACCCGGCAACUCUACACAUAGAUUCCGAUGGUUUGCCAUGUGUGGGUGCGAGGCUCAACCCGGGCGACCCCAUCGCUGCGUAUGUCGACGACACGACGGGUCGUACGAAGUUCGCGAAGUACAAGGGCGACGAAGUCGCGUAUGUUGAUACUGUGCGCCUAAUCGGCAGUGACGCGGGCGACCAGGAGCUGCAGAAGAUCAACAUGACACUGCGCAUCACCCGCGCGCCGGUGAUUGGAGACAAGUUCUCGUCCCGACACGGACAGAAAGGUGUCUGCUCGCAGAAGUGGCCCGCGAUCGACAUGCCAUUCUCGGAGAGUGGCAUGCAGCCCGACGUGAUCAUCAACCCGCACGCCUUCCCGUCUCGUAUGACGAUCGGCAUGUUGGUCGAGAGCAUGGCUGGUAAGGCCGGUGCAAUGCACGGCCUCGCCCAAGAUGCGACACCGUUCCAGUUCACGGAAGAGGACACCGCCAUCGAGUACUUCGGUGAACAGCUCCAGGCCGCUGGCUACAACUACUACGGCAACGAACCCAUGUACUCCGGGAUCACCGGGCAAGAGUUCGCAGCGGACAUCUACAUCGGCGUCGUCUACUACCAACGUCUGCGGCACAUGGUGCUUGACAAGUUCCAGGUGCGGACGACGGGCCCCGUCGACCCUGUGACGCGCCAGCCCGUAAAGGGCCGCAAACGCGCAGGUGGUAUCCGUUUCGGCGAGAUGGAGCGCGACGCGCUCAUCGCGCACGGCACCGCGUUCCUCCUCCAGGAUCGCCUCAUGAACUGUUCGGACUACUCGACCGCGUGGGUCUGCAGGACGUGCGGUAGUCUCAUCUCGCUCGGGUACGACGACGUUUCGCUCGGCGAGAUGGUCAUCGGCGCGAACGGCUCGCUCAAGCCCACCGGCCCUGGCGGCGAGUACUGCAGGGCCUGCCGCGCCGCCGCGGAGGAAGAGGAUACGCGGGCGCGGCAGGCGCUCGCCAACGGUGGGCCCGCACGCACCGCCGCGAACGGACGUUCAGCAGACGUGCGCGUCGCGAUCGGCUCGCAGUUCGUGCUCGGGUCCGCGUCGAAGGGCGGUGACAUGGACAUCAUCGCGGUGCCGUACGUCUUCCGCUACCUCUGUGCCGAGCUGGCGUCGAUGGGCAUCAAGAUCUCGCUGGAGGUGCAAUAGUUCUCGUCCACUGGGGGUAUAGAUCUCGAUGUCGCUCGUGUUGUUCGCUGCUUUCGCUCUCCGCAUUAACCGCUGUAUCAUACUCGCAUCGCAUCGCCAGGCGCGCAAAAAGUACAUGUCGAGUCGCAAUACAUCUCCUAAU